Lasiosphaeria miniovina is the source of this 5022-nucleotide messenger RNA. RefSeq lists its product as uncharacterized. The record is from RefSeq and is a predicted model, not a curated record. NCBI's taxonomy places the organism in Eukaryota, Fungi, Ascomycota, Sordariomycetes, Sordariales, Lasiosphaeriaceae. Gene Ontology annotation, molecular function: actin filament binding; calmodulin binding; GTPase activator activity. Gene Ontology annotation, biological process: mitotic actomyosin contractile ring assembly actin filament organization; regulation of GTPase activity. The transcript has 2 exons. Bases 1 to 5022 code for a protein of 1673 amino acids. Gene Ontology annotation, cellular component: cell cortex; mitotic actomyosin contractile ring.
AUGUCGAACAGGCCGCACCCGCUUCGGCAGUCGCAGACGGCCACCGACUACAAUUCGGUUUUGCGGCAGCCCUCGACCGCGUCUUCGUCGGCAUCCUCGGGCUACUCCAACUCGUCGGGAGCUUUCGAGUUUGGACGGACGUCCAGCACGCUGUCUGGAUCUUCGUCGCCCUCCAGCACCUACUCCACCGGCGGCCACAAGCGCGGACAAAGCGAGGCCAGCCGCCUCCCCCCAACCCUCCAUGCCUCGCACACUUAUCCGUCGACGCCCAUGCCCGAUAGCAAUCUUUAUAGUGCGGCUCGCCAGUCACUCCGACCGCUACCCCAGGUUCCCGCCGGUCCCAAGCCUCCGACAACGCCGCCCCGCGUCUCCAGUCGCCACGAUCGCGGCCAGAGCCUUGAUAUAAGCAAGCUAUCCAUAGCCCAACAAGAGCGUGCCUCCCCCUCUCCACCCCGGGCUCCGCGCCCCGGCCUUCUCCGUCCAAACUCUAUGCUCUUGACUCGAUCAGACUCGGUCCGUCGGAGCGGCGAAGGCGGCCCGCCUCCCCUAAUCCACUCUCAUACAAGCCCUCUGACUACUCCGGACAUUGAGCGGCUCGGUCGUUCGUCGACAAGCCAGCUGCGUACAUUGUCGCGACUGGCGCAGGAUGGCUCUGCGGAAGAGUUCGGCAUCACUUCGUCGGCACAGGAGGUCACUGGUCUCAGAGGCCGACGAAGGCUUCAGCGAACUGAUACUGACAGCACCGCACGUCCCGGCCUACGGAAUGGCGGUGGGUAUAGCUGGGACAACCGGAACUGGAUAGAACAGCAGCGGCAGUUUCUGCAGGCGUAUGAAUACCUGUGCCACAUUGGCGAGGCCAAGGAAUGGAUCGAGGACGUGAUACAUCGCCCCAUCCCUCCAAUCGUCGAACUAGAAGAGGCCUUGCGAGAUGGCGUCACCUUGGCCGAGGUGGUGGAGGAGCUGAAUCCGCAUCGCAGGUUCAAAAUAUUCCACCAUCCGCGCCUCCAGUACCGGCAUUCGGACAACAUAGCCAUUUUUUUUCGCUAUCUAGACGAAGUCGAACUACCAGAUCUCUUCCGCUUCGAGCUCAUCGAUUUAUACGAAAAGAAGAACAUCCCAAAGGUUAUUCACUGUAUCCACGCGCUGAGCUGGCUCCUCUACCGGAAAGGGAUAGUGGACUUCCGCAUCGGCAAUCUUGUCGGCCAGCUCGAGUUUGAGCACCAUGAGCUCGAGGCUACGCAAAAGGGCCUCGAUAAGCUGGGUGCCAGUAUGCCUAGCUUCGGCAACAUGGGUGCCGACUUUGGAGUCGAGGAACUCCCGGAGCCGGAGCCGCAGGAGACUGAGGAAGAGCGGAUCGGCCGGGAGCUUGCCGAGAACGAGGCAACCAUCGUCGACCUCCAGGCACAAAUACGCGGCGCUCUUGUCCGGAUACGGCUCGGAGACAACAUGCAGCUGCUCUGGGACACAGAGAGCUGGCUCGUUGACCUCCAGUCACGCAUUCGUGGAGACUUCACGCGCCAGAUCAUGGACUAUCGGCUUCAGAUGCGGCGCUUUGCAGUCGGAUUACAGAGUGCGGCCCGCGGGUUUCUUGCUCGCCAGCGACAGGAGCAAAAGGAGCGAUUCUGGAAGAGCAGAGAAAAGGAUAUUCUGAAAAUCCAGAGUCUGGUGCGGGCAUCCAAGGUCCGCAACGAGGUACGAGAAAAGCGAUCUCAAUUAUUGCUGGCGUCGGGUCCUAUCCGAGACACCCAAGCAACCUUUCGAGGUUUCUUAGUCCGCAAGCGGAUGCAGGCUCAGCAACGCGAGACGAGUCGCGUGUCUGGUCCAGUUGCUGGACUCCAGGCUGCGAUUCGCGGAGUGUUGAUGAGAAGGGUACUGGACGAGAACCGAGGUCUUUUACAAAGACAGGCUGCGACAAUAGCCGGCCUGCAGGCCGCCGCAAGGGCCGCGCUGACAAGGAAUCAGGUCGCACUGCAAAGGGAAGCUCUUGGUGUAUUUGCGACUAUGUGGGAGGCGCUUCAAGCUGCUAGCCGCGGAAACCUUGCUAGGUCCAAUGUUAAGGCGCUCAAGGCAGACCUCCGAACACACUCUCCGAGUCUGGGCCUCCUUCAGGCUCACAUCAGAGCAACUGCACUACGGCGGGGAAUAUCCGAAAGGCUAGAGAGCCUCGGCGAGGCGGAGCCUGUUGUCCUGGCGUUGCAGUCGAUGAUUAGAGGGAUGCUCGAGCGGAACCGACUCUCUGAUGAAAACGACGCGCUCCACGUGCAAGACUCCCAAGUCACCCUUCUCCAGUCACACAUCCGCGGAUACCUGCACAGGAGGGAGCAUGAAGAUUUCUUGGACGAGCUUCGAAGCAACGAAGCCAGCGUCACAUCACUGCAAUCUUUCGCCAGGGCGAUGCUGCUCCGAGGCGAUGUUGCGAACGUACUUGACGAACUCGAAGAGCAGGAGGAGUCAAUCAUGGCAGUCCAGGCUGCGGCUAACGCCUUCCUCGUGAGGGCCAAGUUCGAGGAGAAGAAGCGCUUCUUUAAGGAGAAUAUGCAGAAGGUGGUGAAGAUCCAAAGCUUCGUCCGUGCAAAGCUGCAGGGUGAGGCGUACAAGAGCCUCACUUCUGGAAAGAACCCGCCAGUCAACGCAGUCAAGAACUUUGUCCACCUACUCAACGACAGCGACUUUGACUUCAACGAGGAGGUCGAGUUUGAGCGGAUGCGAAAAACCGUGGUUCAGCAAGUCCGGCAGAAUGAGAUGCUGGAGCAAUACAUCGACCAGCUCGACAUCAAGAUUGCCCUACUGGUGAAGAACAAAAUCACUCUCGACGAGGUAGUCAAGCACCAGAACAACUUUGGCGGACAUACGAGCAACAUCCUAGCCAAUACGUCUAUCGCAAGUGCAAACCAGUUUGACUUGAAGGCUCUAAACAAGAGUUCGCGGAAGAAGCUUGAAUCCUACCAGCAACUAUUUUUUGCCCUGCAAACGCAACCGCAGUACCUGGCCAGGCUUUUCAAGCGCGUGCGAGAGCAAGGGACCGCCGAGAAGGAGUGCAAACGGAUUGAGCACCUUAUGAUGGGGCUUUUCGGUUAUGCGCAGAAACGACGGGAAGAAUACUACCUCCUCAAGCUCAUAGGGAGGUCCAUCCGCGAAGAGGUUGACGCCUGCAACACCCUCCAGGACUACCUCCGCGGCAAUUUCUUCUGGUCCAAGCUCCUACACAACUACACCAGGUCGCCGCGAGACAGGAAAUAUCUCAGGGAUCUUCUAGGCCCCCUGAUCAGGGACAACAUCAUCGAGGAUCCCGAACUAGACUUGGAAAGCGACCCAAUGCAGAUAUACCGAUCUGCUAUCAGCAACGAAGAGUUAAGGACGGGCCGGCCGAGUUCCCGGCCUCUCGACAUCCCCCGAGAGCUCGCAAUUAAAGAUCCAGAGACGAAGGCAGUCUUUAUCGAUCAUCUUCGUGACCUUCGGGAGAUUUGCGACCAGUUUCUCCUUGCACUAGAGGAUCUCCUCCCCCGCAUGCCCUACGGGCUCCGCUUCAUGUGUCGACAGACCUUUGAGGCCCUUUGCCAGCACUUCCAGCGCGACGACCAGAAGCGCCUUCUGCAGGUGGUUGGAAACUGGAUCUGGCGUUUCUACCUCCAGCCGGCACUUACAUCACCCGAAAACGUUGGGGUUGUCGAGAAACAGCUCAGUCCUCUCCAAAAGCGCAACCUCGGAGAGGUUGCCAAAGUCAUUGGCCAAAUCGCGUCGGGCAGGCAGUUUGGAGGCGAGAACAUCUAUCUUCAACCCCUGAACGCCUUCAUUGCCGAUUCCAUUGAGCGCUUCGCCCACAUAACUGAGACGCUCAUCGGAGUGCCCGACGCGGAGAGCACUUUCGACAUUGACGAGUUUAACGACCUCUACGCCAAGAACAAGCCGACCCUAUACAUAAAAAUGAGCGACGUUUUUUCUAUUCAUAAUCUUAUUGCUUCUGAGCUGCCAUAUUUAUGCCCAAAUAGGGAUGACAUGUUGCGCGAGAUCAUGCAGGAUCUCGGCAGCGCAAAAAAUAACGAAACCGAGAUGACGGCCGCAGGAUCGUCUGACAUCCAGAUGUUCCUCACCCCCAAGCUGCACGACAUUGACGACCCCGAGGCCGACGUCAAGGCCCUCUUCAUGGAAACAAAGCGGAGCAUAUUGUACAUCAUCCGGGUGCAGACUGGAUCGAACCUGAUGGAGAUUCUGGUGAAGCCUAUCACCCAAGAGGAUGAGCACAAGUGGAAGCUGUUGCUGAGAGAAGACUUUGCCAACGGCUCAAACACGCGAGGCGCCUACUCGGAUGCGAACAUGGUUGACGUGACGAGGAUGUCGUACUACGAGUUGAAGAGGACGGCCCUCGAAAACGUCAUGAGGUUGGAGCACAUGGGCCGCAUCUCUCGACACAACUAUUACCAGGACAUUCUCAACGCCAUCGCCUUGGAUAUCCGUACCAAGAGCCGCAGGAGGGUCCAGAGGCAACGAGAGCUCGACGGGGUCCGCCUUACGCUUGGCAACUUGCACGAGAAGGCCAAGUACCUGGAACAGCAGCGGAAGAGCUACGACGACUACAUUGAGCAAGCCAUGGCGACGCUUCAGACCAAGAAAGGGCAAGCGCUUGACACGAUAAAAAAACGCUUCCUCCUCCCCUUCACAAAACAAUACAACCACCAGCGCGAGCUCGAGCGCAGCGGCCGGGUGCCCAAGUUCGGCUCCUACAAGUACAGCGCGAGAGCCCUCUCGGACAAGGGCGUGCUCGUGUCGUGGUCGGGCGUGCCCGACCGCGAGUGGGGCCAGAUCAACCUGACCAUCUCGUGCGACGAGGUCGGCGUCUUCUCUCUCGAAGGCUCCCGCGGCCACAUCCAGAUCCCCGGCGCCAGCGCCCUCGUCCCCGUCGAAGACCUCCUCCAGGCCCAGUUCGAGUCGCACCAAUUCAUGAGCCUGUUUGAGGGGAACCUGCGCCUCAACGUCAACCUGCUGCUGCAUCUGCUGUACAAGAAGUUUUAUCGCACCGUGUGA